AUGCCACCAAGAAGAGCAGCUUCUUCACAAAACAGUCAGGCUAAUGAUGAUGUACCUCCAGUUGAGGGUUUGCCUCCUGUGAGUGCAGAAGGGAUCUAUAGGUAUCUUGGGACACUAGCUGGUUUAGUUGAACGCCAAGCUCGAGCUGCUGGGACUAAUGUUCAAGGACAGUCUUCAUCUUCUAGGGGUAGCUCUUUUGAUGACUUCAAGAAAUUGGGUCCUCCUUACUUUUCUGGUGCUACAGAUCCCACAGAGGCAGAGGCUUGGAUCCUUAAGAUGGAGAAAUUCUUUGAUGUAAUAGUUUGCUCUGAGGAGCAAAAAGCCUCUUAUGCAGCUUUUAUGUUAGAUAAAGAGGCAGAUCAUUGGUGGCGUAUGACUAGGAGACUUUUGGAGGAUCAGGGACCCAUAACAUGGAGACAAUUUCGGGAGGCUUUCUACAAGAAGUAUUUCCCUGACAGUGUUAGGCGGCAGAAGGUGGGGGAGUUUAUUCGUUUGGAACAGGGGGAUAUGACUAUGGCUCAGUAUGAGGCCAAAUUUACAGAGUUAUCACGUUUUUCCCCACAGUUGAUUGCUACAGAGGAGGAAAAGGCAUUAAAGUUUCAGGAUGGAUUGAAGCCUUAUUUGAAGAACAAGAUAUCUAUUCUGAAGCUUGGUGUCUAUUCAGAGGUUGUUGAUAGAGCCCUUAUAGCAGAGAAAGAUAAUGAGGAGCUUCAUCAGUAUAGGGAACAGCAAAGGAAGCGAAAUAGAAGUGAUGGUGCUCAUGGUAAUCAAGCACAGCGAAGGGCUACAUCAGGAAGAAAUCAGAAUAAAGGGAAGACAACGCAGAAUUUGGAUGGGAUUUGUCCUACUUGUGGCAAGAAGCAUGGGGGUAGGCCAUGCUAUAGAGAGACUGGAGCUUGCUUUGGUUGUGGGAAGCAAGGACAUUUGAUCAGAGAUUGUCCAGAGAAUAGGAAGUUCAUCAUUGGGAAGCCUAAAGAGGAAAAUAAGGAGGAUAAACAGAAACCCAAAGCCCAAGGGCGGGUGUUUGCAAUGACUCAUCGAGAUGCUCAGGCCACUUCUGAUGUGGUGACAGGUACUCUUAGUUCGGGUGAGGAGUGAUGGCUAGGCUGAG
Messenger RNA from Vitis riparia (riverbank grape), 1111 nucleotides. RefSeq lists its product as uncharacterized. The record is from RefSeq and is a predicted model, not a curated record. The transcript is spliced from 2 exons. Gene Ontology annotation, molecular function: nucleic acid binding; zinc ion binding. Lineage: Eukaryota; Viridiplantae; Streptophyta; Magnoliopsida; Vitales; Vitaceae. Bases 1 to 1098 code for a protein of 365 amino acids.